GUCUGAUGACGCUUCUUCCUGGGUCAACGGUGAAGCCUUCAACACGUGUACUCGUAUGGUCAGAAGAGUAAGCGUCUGGAAGUUUGCAAAACAACGUUUAUUUUGAUAUUUUUUCCACCUAGAAGCUCGUCUGGAACCGGCCGCCAAAAUGGUGAAGCCACAAUACAAGGGGAGAAGCUCCAUUAACCCCUCCACUUCCAGCAGUAACCCAGAUCGACCUAAGGGUGUUGGAGGUAGUCAUAUGAGGGACCGGGCAACCGUCAAGCGUCUGAACAUGUACAGGCAGAAAGAACGCCGAAACAAUCGGGGGAAAGUCAUUAAAACUCUGCAAUACCAGUCUACAGUGGCACCUGGAACUGUAGCAAGAGUAGAGCCAAAUAUUAAGUGGUUUGCUAACACGAGGGUCAUCAAGCAGUCAUCUCUGCAGAAGUUUCAAGAUGAAAUGGAUCGAGUGAAGAAGGACCCCUACAGAGUAGUGAUGAAAAAGAGCAAGCUGCCAAUGUCUCUCUUGCAAGACAGAAUCAAAUCUCAUAACUCAAAAGUACACAUUUUGGACACUGAGACCUUUGAAACAACGUUUGGUCCUAAAGCCCAGAGGAAAAGGCCAAGCUUGUCUGCAGCUGAUGUGCAUGACCUGGUGGAGAAAGCUGAGGCUUCUGUAGAGAAAUACAGCGAGGACAAGGAUAAGGAUCUGGUGACGGAGGACACUGGAGUAAGGGAUGAAGUCCAAGAGGAAAUCUACAAAAAGGGGCAAUCAAAAAGGAUCUGGGGUGAACUAUAUAAGGUAUUAGAUUCAUCCGAUGUUAUAAUUCAAGUUCUGGAUGCCAGAGACCCCAUGGGAACGCGUUCUCGCAGCAUUGAGUCAUAUUUAAAGAAGGAGAAGCCCUGGAAACAUUUCAUGUUCGUGCUUAAUAAAUGUGAUCUCAUCCCCACCUGGGUCACGAAACGCUGGGUUGCGAUCUUAUCAAAGGAAUAUCCCACACUUGCCUUUCAUGCCAGCCUCACAAACUCCUUUGGAAAAGGUGCCCUGAUUCAACUCUUAAGGCAGUUUGGAAAGUUGCAUACUGACAAGAAACAGAUCAGUGUUGGUUUCAUCGGUUAUCCAAACGUUGGCAAGAGCUCUGUGAUAAACACGCUGCGUUCAAAGAAGGUCUGCAAUGUGGCUCCCAUCGCAGGAGAAACAAAGGUCUGGCAGUACAUCACCUUGAUGCGUCGUAUUUACUUGAUUGAUUGUCCUGGGGUUGUCUACCCAUCUGGUGACACUGAAAGCGAUAUAGUGUUAAAAGGAGUGGUUCAGGUUGAGAAAAUCAAGAGCCCAGAAGACCACAUUGCUGCAGUGCUGGAAAGAGCAAAACCAGAAUACAUUCAGAAAACGUACCAUGUUGAUUCCUGGGAGUCGCCUGAGAACUUCUUGGAAAAGCUGGCAUUUAGGAUGGGAAAACUCUUAAAGGGUGGAGAACCUGACUUGCAGACUGUAUCAAAAAUGGUUUUGAAUGACUGGCAGAGGGGUAGGAUCCCCUUUUUUGUGAAGCCCCCAAAUGCAGAGCCAGGUUCAGAGCCUCAAGCGAGUAUCGAAGCAGCCAAGACUACCCAAGAGGUCAGCAACCCAGAAAAGGAACCAGAAACGACAGAAGCUGAUACCGAAGCAAAGCAAGACACACAAAUCCAGCAGAUCAUGAUGACGCACGUACGGCAGAACUUUGGUAAAAUUAACGUAGUCCCGGAAUUCACGGAGCAGGACCUGGUGCCUGUGGAAAUGUCAGAUAUGUCAGAAGAGGAGGGCUCGGGAGAAGAGGAGGAUGAGGAGGAAGAGGAAGAUGAGAGUCCUGAAAACAAGGAGGUUCAGGAAGGAGACAAACCCGAAGGCGACCAAUCUGCUCAGACGACACCCAAAGCAAAGGGCAAAGAGAGGAGCUCCAAAGAGGUGAUUCGGGAGUUGGAUGAAAAGAUCAACAAAUAUAAAAAGUUUUUGGAUCAAGCCAAGUCCAAGAGAUUUUCAGCCAUAAGAAUACCCAAAGGACUCUCUGAAAAGGUCAUUGCAAAAACAGAACAGAAACGGGAGUCUCCAGUUGAUUCAGAACCUAAAGUUAUUGCAAAUGCAGGAAAAAAGAGAAAGGCACAGGAUGAUGUUGAAGAACCUCAGGUCAAACUGACUUCAAAGGAGAAGAGAAGAUUAGAAAGAGCCCAGCGUUCAAAGAAAGUGGGAGUCCGAUACUAUGAAACGCACAACGUGAAAAACAAGAACAAAAACAAAAAGAAACCAAGCAGCUCAGAAGGACCCAAAUCGAAGAAAUUCAGACAUAAGUCGUGAGACGCAGCUUAUAAAAAUAAUAAAAUAAACUAAUGAAGCCUUGAAACCUGUGCUUUUUAAAUGCUUUAAAGAUAUAAAGUAUUUAAGAUCACUGUGA
Polyodon spathula (Mississippi paddlefish) is the source of this 2408-nucleotide messenger RNA. RefSeq names its product guanine nucleotide binding protein-like 2 (nucleolar) (gene gnl2). Gene Ontology annotation, molecular function: GTP binding. The transcript has 16 exons. NCBI's taxonomy places the organism in Eukaryota, Metazoa, Chordata, Actinopteri, Acipenseriformes, Polyodontidae. Bases 149 to 2311 code for a protein of 720 amino acids. The record is from RefSeq and is a predicted model, not a curated record. Gene Ontology annotation, cellular component: nucleolus.